Messenger RNA from Drosophila willistoni, 802 nucleotides. Its product is annotated as keratin-associated protein 19-2. The coding region runs from base 66 to 704 and encodes 212 amino acids. Lineage: Eukaryota; Metazoa; Arthropoda; Insecta; Diptera; Drosophilidae. The record is from RefSeq and is a predicted model, not a curated record. The transcript is spliced from 3 exons.
AGUAGCUGAAGAGUAUUAAAAAAAAAAAACCAAAGACGCCAGGAAUAAAUCCAAAUAUCCACAACAUGAAGUGCUUUUUCCUCUUAGUGGCAUUUACAUUGAUGCUGAGCCAAGCCUGGGCUGAGGAGGCCAGCGAGAGCGAGGAUCAAGUGAGUGCCGCCAGCAGCUAUGCCCCGCUGCAGGAUAAGAAACAGGAGAAGCGCUAUGUGGGUGGCUAUACCGGCGGCUAUAAUGGUGGUUAUGGAAGCGGACUGGGUUUGGAUAGCUACUACAAUCCGUAUACGUCACGAGGAUUGGGUGCUUUAGGUGAGGAUGGCACUGGAUUGGCUGGAUAUGGUGGUGGUUAUGCCGGUUAUGGCGGCUAUGGCGGAUACGGCGGCUAUGGCUCCAGCUUGGGUGGCUAUGGAUCAGCUUUGGGUGGUUAUGGCUCUGCUCUAGGCGGCUAUGGAUCAGCUUUGGGUGGUUAUAACUCAUAUAACUCGAAUCCUUAUGCUCUCUCCUAUUACAAUUCCCGUCUGGGCGGCACCGGCACUGGCUAUCCGUAUUACAAUACCCGUUUCGGAGCCGGUGGCUAUCCAUCCAGCUACUACACAAGCAACUACGGCAACAGUGUGGUCGGUGGCGGACUUGGAGCCUUGGGUGGCAUUCCGCCCAUUGGCAGUGGGUAUAAUUAUGGUGCCGGAAUUUCAGGAACAGUCUAUUAAGAGCCAUUGCCAAUGCCCAUUCUCAUCUCUCACCACCCAAAACGUUUGACAUUUAAGUUUAGUGAAAUUUUCUUUUUCUUCUUUUUUUUUUUUGGAUC